Molecule: messenger RNA, 1246 nt
Organism: Paramacrobiotus metropolitanus
Lineage: Eukaryota; Metazoa; Tardigrada; Eutardigrada; Parachela; Macrobiotidae
Product: BTB/POZ domain-containing protein 6-B-like
Exons: 5
Coding region: 46-1029 (327 amino acids)
Biological process (GO): neurogenesis
Cellular component (GO): cytosol
Source: RefSeq, a predicted model, not a curated record
GGACAUCAUCCAGAUCCCGAGAUUCCGUCCGCAGCAUUUGCUAACAUGCUCAGUUACAUAUAUGAGAAUGCCGUGGACGAUCUGAAUUGGCAGAACGUAUUUCCCACUUUAUACUGCGCCGACAAGUAUGACCUGCCAUGGCUGGCGGAGAUCUGCUGCGUCUAUUUACAGGUGGAACUCAACACAGAGAACUGUCUCAUAGCUCUGGAAAAUAUUAACGUUUGGGGUCCGAAUUUCGACAGUAUUGUGGAGGCAUGUUUGGAUCUGAUAGACGCUUCGGACGGUGCCGUCUUCCAGUCGGAAUACUUCACGGGACUGAGCCAUGGAACGCUGCAGAUGGUUGUGCAGCGCCCCACACUGGCGGCGCCCGAAUACAUCAUCUACACAGCUGUCGAGGCUCCUUUUAGGUGGGCUGUUGAGGCCUGCAAGCGCAAGAAUGUGGACCCAUCCACCACCAACCGGCGGGAAAUCCUAGGUGCCGUUCUCUUCCUUGUUCGCUUUCCGCUGUUGACCGAUGCUGAGCUAGCCAGCGGUCCUCUCAAAAAUGCUUUGUUGCUUCCAGCGGAACUCUGGGACAUCUUCAUGUACAAACAUAACAACGAGAAUCUCGUGCUAUCUUUUGACUGUGAACCGCGCAGUUACGUGCAGUACCGCGUCGGGGAGGCGGUAUUUAAACACAACGAAAUGGUUUUUGCGCAGGGCGUCGAUGACGUCUGGUACCCGGCGGAGGUCAUCGGAGUGUCAGAGCAGAAUGUCAGAAUUCGCUGGAUGAGAAAGAUGAAUAAUUGGUGGCCCUUCAUGAGCCCUCAGUACAUCAUUCGUGCUGCGGAUAUUCUGCAACGUGGCCAACGGCUCCAUAUCCUCGUUUCGGGUGUGCCCAGUGCGGUUAGCUACUGUUAUCGACGGGCGGGCCUCCAUGUGGUGGAGGUUGAUGGGCGGGAAAUGUCGGUUAAGACGGAGGAUCUGCUUCUGCGUCAAGACGAGGUUAUAGCGUGGAAAGCGGCCAACAAAGAAGAAGUGAAUUGUUGAAAAUACGCUAUUAUAUGCAGUACUCGUAUAACAUUAACCGGAAUACGCGCAUUCGCGCACGCUGUUUUGCUGCUUUGCGCAAUGAGCAAAGCUUCUUUGUAAUCGCGCUUCGUUUCAUUUGACGUUGUUGUUUUAAGCAUGCUUUCAGAUCCUACUCUAGUUUUCUUGUUCCUCAUUCUGUUAUGGUAAUCUCAUAGUGAUAAUUACGAUGAACGGU